Molecule: messenger RNA, 4255 nt
Organism: Marmota flaviventris (yellow-bellied marmot)
Lineage: Eukaryota; Metazoa; Chordata; Mammalia; Rodentia; Sciuridae
Gene: Rnf20
Product: ring finger protein 20
Cellular component (GO): HULC complex; nucleus
Molecular function (GO): metal ion binding; ubiquitin protein ligase activity
Source: RefSeq, a predicted model, not a curated record
GGUCAGAGGUGAGGGAUGGGCGGCCUGCGCGGGCCUAGGUGAAUAACUGCCCCGAGGUGUGUUCCCUGUGGCGCGAGUUUAAGAAGCCGGCUUAGGUCUCUGCUGUGUGCCUUGGCGAAACUCCGCCCUCUUGGUCUUCGGGCCUACAGUUAGCGUUGGGUCCUGGGCCCCCUGCAAUAGCCGCCCUUGCCCUGCUGCCUCCUCUUUCCAGGCGAGGCCCGACUCAGUUUGCUGCCACCGAUACCCCUCUCCUGAGCUCGAAUUGGAAGGAAAGCAGUCUGUAGUCUCGGUGAUGGCAGGGUUGCUUCCUGAAGUAGCGAAAGUGCCUUAGCGUCCCUUCCGCCUCCUUUGAGCUCCGAAACUCUGGAAAUAAGAAAAACGGCUAUCAUCUUAUGCCAAGAUGUCAGGAAUCGGAAAUAAAAGAGCAGCUGGUGAGCCAGGCACAUCCAUGCCUCCAGAGAAGAAGGCAGCUGUUGAAGAUUCAGGGACCACCGUGGAAACAAUUAAGCUAGGGGGUGUCUCUUCAACGGAGGAGUUAGACAUUCGAACACUACAAACAAAAAAUCGCAAGCUAGCAGAAAUGCUCGAUCAGCGUCAGGCCAUCGAAGAUGAACUUCGGGAGCACAUUGAAAAACUAGAACGACGACAGGCCACUGAUGAUGCUUCACUGUUGAUUGUCAAUCGGUACUGGAGUCAGUUCGAUGAAAACAUCCGUAUCAUCCUUAAACGUUAUGAUCUGGAGCAGGGUUUGGGAGACCUACUCACAGAAAGGAAAGCCCUUGUUGUGCCGGAACCAGAACCUGACUCUGAUAGCAAUCAGGAACGCAAAGAUGACCGAGAGAGAGGGGAAGGGCAAGAGCCAGCUUUCUCUUUCCUUGCUACUUUGGCCAGCAGUUCCAGUGAAGAGAUGGAGUCUCAGCUGCAGGAGCGUGUGGAGUCCUCCCGGCGAGCUGUGUCCCAGAUUGUGACUGUUUAUGAUAAAUUGCAAGAAAAAGUGGAGCUCUUAUCCCGGAAACUAAACAGUGGAGAUAAUCUGAUAGUAGACGAAGCAGUACAGGAACUGAAUUCCUUCCUUGUGCAAGAGAAUAUGAGGCUACAGGAACUGACAGACCUCCUUCAGGAGAAGCAUUGCACCAUGUCUCAGGAGUUUUCUAAGUUGCAGAGUAAAGUGGAGACAGCGGAGUCACGGGUAUCUGUCCUGGAGUCUAUGAUUGAUGAUCUGCAGUGGGAUAUUGACAAAAUUCGUAAGAGGGAACAGCGACUCAACCGACACUUGGCAGAAGUCCUAGAACGGGUGAAUUCAAAAGGCUAUAAGGUAUAUGGAGCAGGAAGCAGUCUCUAUGGUGGCACAAUCACUAUCAAUGCCCGGAAGUUUGAGGAAAUGAAUGCAGAGCUUGAAGAGAACAAAGAGUUGGCCCAGAACCGUCACUGUGAGCUGGAGAAACUUCGGCAAGACUUUGAGGAGGUCACUACCCAGAAUGAGAAGUUGAAGGUGGAAUUGCGGAGUGCAGUGGAGGAGGUGGUUAAGGAAACUCCAGAAUAUCGUUGCAUGCAGUCACAGUUCUCUGUUCUGUACAAUGAGAGCCUACAGUUGAAAGCUCACUUGGAUGAGGCUCGGACCCUGCUUCAUGGCACCAGGGGAACCCACCAGCGCCAGGUUGAACUCAUUGAGCGAGAUGAGGUUAGUCUUCAUAAGAAGCUGAGAACUGAAGUGAUCCAGCUAGAAGAUACACUGGCUCAGGUCCGCAAGGAAUAUGAAAUGCUGAGGAUAGAAUUUGAGCAGACCCUUGCUGCCAAUGAACAAGCAGGUCCUAUAAACCGGGAAAUGCGCCACCUCAUCAGUAGCCUCCAGAAUCACAAUCACCAGCUGAAAGGGGAGGUCCUAAGGUAUAAACGGAAGUUGAGAGAAGCCCAAUCUGAUCUGAACAAGACACGUCUGCGCAGUGGCAGUGCCCUCCUGCAGUCUCAGUCUAGUACAGAGGAUGCCAAGGAUGAACCUGCAGAGUUAAAACAAGAUUCUGAGGACUUACCCACCCAGUCCUCAGCACUGAAAACCUCUCAGGAGGAUGUCAAUGAAAUUAAAUCCAAACGGGAUGAGGAAGAGCGAGAACGAGAAAGGAGGGAGAAAGAAAGGGAGCGAGAAAGAGAACGAGAGAAGGAAAAGGAGAGAGAGCGAGAGAAGCAGAAACUGAAAGAAUCAGAAAAAGAAAGAGAUUCUGCUAAGGAUAAGGAAAAAGGAAAACAUGAUGAUGGAAGGAAAAAGGAAGCAGAAAUUAUCAAACAAUUGAAGAUUGAACUCAAGAAGGCACAAGAGAGCCAAAAGGAGAUGAAAUUGUUGCUAGAUAUGUACCGCUCUGCCCCGAAGGAACAGAGAGACAAAGUUCAACUAAUGGCAGCAGAGAAGAAGUCUAAGGCAGAGUUGGAAGAUCUAAGGCAAAGACUCAAGGAUCUAGAGGAUAAGGAGAAGAAAGAAAACAAGAAAAUGGCUGAUGAGGAUGCCUUGAGGAAGAUUCGGGCAGUAGAAGAGCAGAUUGAAUACCUGCAGAAAAAACUGGCCAUGGCCAAGCAGGAAGAAGAAGCUCUGCUCUCUGAGAUGGAUGUCACAGGCCAAGCCUUUGAAGACAUGCAGGAACAAAAUAUCCGUUUGAUGCAGCAGUUGCGAGAAAAGGAUGAUGCAAAUUUUAAACUCAUGUCAGAGCGUAUCAAGUCUAAUCAGAUCCAUAAAUUACUCAAAGAAGAGAAGGAGGAACUGGCAGACCAGGUUUUGACUCUGAAGACUCAGGUUGAUGCCCAGUUACAGGUAGUAAGGAAACUGGAAGAGAAGGAGCAUUUAUUGCAAAGCAACAUUGGCACAGGGGAGAAGGAGCUGGGUCUUAGGACCCAAGCCUUGGAGAUGAAUAAACGUAAGGCAAUGGAGGCAGCCCAACUUGCAGAUGAUCUCAAAGCACAACUUGAGUUGGCGCAGAAGAAGCUCCAUGAUUUUCAGGAUGAGAUUGUGGAGAACAGUGUCACCAAAGAAAAAGAUAUGUUCAAUUUCAAACGAGCCCAGGAGGACAUCUCAAGACUUCGAAGGAAGCUGGAGACCACAAAGAAACCAGAUAAUGUGCCCAAGUGUGAUGAGAUUCUGAUGGAGGAAAUUAAGGAUUAUAAGGCUCGUCUGACCUGUCCAUGCUGUAAUAUGCGCAAAAAGGAUGCUGUACUUACCAAGUGUUUUCAUGUUUUCUGCUUUGAGUGUGUGAAAACACGCUAUGACACCCGUCAGCGCAAAUGUCCCAAGUGUAAUGCUGCUUUUGGUGCCAAUGAUUUUCAUCGCAUCUACAUUGGUUGAUUCAAGUCAAGAGAAGAAGAGGAGCUGGCUAGACAGGCACUUAUUCAUUAACCACCAAACCUCUACCUCUUCUCACCUUGACAGUUUAUCUGUCAACUCCCAUUCCUCCAUAGACUUUACGUCCAGGCUCUCUGCUCAAAUAGCUAGAUGACUUUAGGGGAAAGGAUUGGUAAAUGCAAGCCUUGGGUUAUAGAAUGAAUUAGAAACAAAUGAAGAAACAGUUGACUCAUAUUUGACCCAUAUUUGUCUUGCCUAUCAGCUUUAUUUCCAGCUUUUAGACUUUUCAACAUUUUUGGGCAGAGAUGGGCCCAUUGUAUCAUCUUGUAUUAUGCAUUCCUCCAAAAGAAAUCAAGUUAGUAUUUUUGACAAGGAGAAAGGAACAAAGACUGGAAAUGUGUUAUUUUGAGGGAGUGGCCUUUAAGAAAUAAGCUAUCUGUGGGCACACACUUUUCUUAAUUUGGGUAGUUAACUUUUUCUAAACUUGAAUUAUAAAAUGAUAUAAUUGCUCUAUUCUUUCCUGGAUGGUUUGAAACCUUAAUGAAAUUAUAUCCAGGAUAAUUUAGUCCAUUUCCCAUUUACUUGCAAAAUAACUUUUAAGGUCAGGUGGCUUUCUUACUAAAUUAUUUAAGUUUCAAAUGUUCAACAUCUAAAAGUCUAAAUUUCUUAAGGUCAGAAUAAUUCAAGUAAUAUAGACACUUUUGCCUUCUAAUGAAAUAAAAAUUGGAGAUGAGGAAUAGAACUGAAGUGGUAAAGAGACCUUCUGGGUACUCUGGGAAAUUGAUACAGAGAGGCUUUGGUGAGCUAUGAAUUUACUCUCAUCCUCCUCUCAAUAGGGGUUUUGUGAGCCCUAUUUUCCAGAAGAUUCUGUAUAAUCUUUCUGUAGGACUUUGUACUCUACAAGCUUCAAUUAAAGCAGGAUUCAGUUUA